AUGCCUCAUCCUGGGAGACAGCUGGUUGGAGUCUUUCUCCUCCUCUUGGCUUUCGGGGAGUUGAGGAGGGUGAGUUGCUUGGCUUUCAAACACUGUGUUGGUAAACUGUUGAAGCACACCUUUACUUGUACACACCGUAAUAUCUCAGAGCUAAAGGAGGCUGUCUCAGACCUUCCUGCAUAUGUCAAGGUUCUUAAUAUCUCCUUCAAUUCAAUCAGGAUUUUAUAUCGCCACGGUCUGGAAAAUCUAACCCAGCUAGAACUUUUGAGACUGGACAAUAAUAAUCUGACAAUCAUUCACCCAGAGGCUUUCUGGAAACUCAGUAAACUCCAACUGCUAAACUUAUCCUGCAACCAACUGGAGACUCUCAGAGAAGGUAUCUUCAAAUCCCUUCCCAACCUGACCAACUUAAUCCUCAAACACAACAAGUUGACUGGUCUCUCUGGAGAAGGUAUUUUGCCAUUAAAGAGGUUGAGUGUUCUGGAUAUUUCUUUCAACAUUUUAAGGAAUGUUUCAUCUUUCUUUGCAGUUCUUAGCAGUUUUACUGGUCUGAGAACUCUAAAUGCUGAAAACAACAACAUCAGUGCUUUAGAAAUCUCCUCACAUUUCCCUCCCAACCUGACCCACCUCCUUCUAGCCAAUAAUGCCAUCUCGCAACUCCAGGCACCUGACACUUUUUUUGCAAAUAUCGUUCACUUGGAUUUAUCCUACAACAAAUUGUCAAGCUCUAAGGAAUUAACUUCACCCAAGUUCACCAGACUUCGCUUCCUGAAUGUGCAAGGUAACCCCUUGGGUAAGGAUGGGAUUAUUUAUACUGUUCAAAACUUGAAUGCACCAUUGACAAACAUCACCCUGUCACACCUGGCACUGAAUGACAGAGUGACACUGGCGAAACUGUGUAAAAUCAUCCAGAAAAAAAAGAUUGUGGCAUUGGAGCUGAAAGGCAAUGGACUUCGUAAGGUGAGUGGUGCCUUCAGCAACUGUCAGGAUAUUUUAUCUUUGGAUUUGUCUCACAAUCAAAUCAAAAAGCCAAACAUUUUUGGCAGUUUGGAUAUUCCUAACAACCUACAAUUAUUAAAUCUAGACCAUAAUUCGAUUCGAGAUGUCUCUUUAUGUGGCUCACGGCAAAAUAUGAAUGAAAACAGAUCUAGUCCAUGUUUAGAGAACAUCCUGCAUCUGACCUUCAGAUCCAAUCACAUUUCUGCCAUUAGAUCGCACGCAUUCCAAGAUUUAAAAAACCUGCGCUUUCUUUCCUUAGCUUUGAAUGAGAUUAAUUUUAUAAACAUUACUGCAUUUGUGGGUCUAACCAACCUAAGAAUGCUGUCACUCACUAACAAUGCAAUUGGAGAGAUUUUUCAGGAAACCUUCACUAACCUUGUAAACCUGCAAUCCCUGAAGCUCAGGAAUAACAGGAUUCCCAUUGUGUACAGUAAGACUUAUUCCAGCCUCUCUAAUCUGACUAUACUGGAUUUGGGAGGAAACCACAUUCAGAAUAUUAAAAAAGGAGGUUUUAAAGGACUCAAGGCUUUAGAAAGACUUUAUCUGGACAGAAACUGGUUGUCAAUAGUUUCUCAAGAAAUGUUUGAAGAUCUCGAAUCCUUGAGGGUAUUGGACCUUGCCAACAAUAAGUUAUCUUUUCAAGUCAGUGACUUAAAUUUUCCUCCAUUCAUUUAUCUUCACAAUCUCCAAAUGCUAAAAUUACAAUCUCAAGAGUCAUCUGGUCUUAGCAUGUUACCUCAUAAUCUGUUUGAUGGGCUUCAGCGGCUAAAGACACUUGAUAUAUCCAACAACAAGUUUGUAAAUCUCAAUACACUGCCCUUCUAUGCACUUACUAGUCUAGAGAAGUUGUACAUGAGUGAUAUUUGUAAUGGGUUCCAGACAAUGCAUCACUUAACUUUUGCUAACCUAAUAAAUCUUCGACAUCUGAGUCUGGAGAAUGUUGGCUUGGAAUCCAUCAGGAAAAUCCUCUUUCAAAAUCUAACCAGCCUCAACUCUUUGAUGUUGUCAAGCAAUAUGAUCCAUGUGAUCCAGGAGAAGGAUAUCCCCCCAUUGCACAAUCUCACCUAUCUGAACCUGCAAUUUAACCCCAUCUCCUGUGUUUGUGACAAUGUUUGGUUCCAGCAAUGGGCUACUAGCUCCCGUGUCCAGGUUGCUUUUUUCUACCAGUAUCCAUGUGUGGACAGUGGGGGUAAGAAAACAAAGCAUUUUGCAGAGUUUGACAGCUCAGUGUGCAAUGAUGGCUUUGUGGUGUUUUGUGCAACAGCCCCAGUUAUAUUUGCUUUCAUGAUAACAGUUGUGGUCUACCAGAAAAGCAAGUGGAGUUUCCACUAUGGAUAUUACUUGCUCCAGGCUUGGAUUCAUGAAAACAAACUCCAGAGGAAUCAUACCAAAGGCUACAAGUUCGAUGCUUUUGUAUCCUACAACUCAAAGGAUGAAGCUUGGGUUUUUGACCAACUAAUGCACAAUCUGGAGAAUGAGGGGCCUCCAUUUCACAAGCUCUGCUUCCACCAUAGGGACUUUGAAGUGGGUAAACCUAUUGUGGAAAACAUUGUUGAUGCCAUCUACAAAAGCAGAAAGACAAUUUGUAUCAUCUCCAAGAAUUAUCUUCAAAGCGAAUGGUGCUCCAUGGAGAUGCAAGUUGCCUUGUAUCGACUCUUUGAUGAACACAGUGAUGUCCUCAUCUUGGUUUUCCUUGAUGAGAUCCCUGGCUAUGUGCUCUCUUCUUACCAUCACCUACGUAAGCUGGUGAGAAAGAAGACCUACAUUAAUUGGCCCGCUGAUGAGUCUGGGCAAAAGCUUUUUUGGAUCAAGUUAAGAGAUGCUCUCAAGAAAGCACGCCUAGCUUCUGACGAAUCGAUUCCUCAACUUACUGAGUCCACAAACUAAUUCCAUGAAAUAAUCCAUCAUUCUCAGGCAGGAUUAUCAUACCAACAUUACAGUUGUUGUGGAACUGGCCUACAGGGCUAAUCGCUGACGUCUCACCUCCAAGAUCUGAUUUAUGGAACAGGAAGAGGUAAUUCAACCUCUCCAUCCUUCUCCUCCCUUCGAUUAGAUCAUGGCUAAUCUGUACCUCAAAUUCAUUGACCUGCCUUUAAUCCAAAUCCAUCAUAUUCUUACCAAGAAAAGACUAUAAAAUCUUAGCCAUGUUAAUUUCAAUGGAAUUCCCUUGCACUAUCAUCUGGAAGCUUCAGGUUUGUGGAAGAAACGUGCUUCCUGUUUCCUCCACUGUCAAAUGCUCUCGUUCUGAUUUGAAAAUGCUGAGCUUUUGUUUUCGAUUCCAUGGUAAAGGAACUAGUUUCUCUCUGGCUACCUAUCAAUUCUCUUUGUCACUGGAAACUUCAAGAUCAGAGCACUCAGCAGCUUUCUAAACUCAAAGGAUUAUAAAUCAAAUUAAACUCAUAAUUUCACCCUUUGAACAACAAUAUAAUUCUGGUUAAUUUGCACUUAGCCAUUCGAAGGUCAUGAUGUCCAUUGAAUUUGCCAAUUCCUAACACAGGAACCAGGGCUCCGCACAAUUGAAAUACAUUUUAUUUUCACUUUGGACUCCAACUCCCUUGGGAUAAACGCUAGCAUUCCAUCCAUUUUCAAUUACUCUUGUUUGCAUUCUAGCUCAGACUAUUGGGAUGAAAAUCUCCUCUGUUGAUUGUAAAGGUCCAAUAUGAAAGGAUAUUUUGAAUGUAAUGAUUCCACUUGCAAAGGGCUUUAGUUCCCUGUAAAAUGUCUCCAGGCCCAGCUCCCAUUAUAAAUGUAUUACAUGCCUGAAUUUAGAAGGGAAAAGGUUUACAGAAAGUAAGUACAGAGUUCGGAUUUUUAAUAUCUUAUAGAUACAAAUUGUAAACUGUUUAUCUGAAAUUGUAAGAACUGAGUUAUUACAGAUUUAUUGCUCUUAGUAUGGUUGGGUUGGGCUGAAGGGUCUGUUUCCGGGCUGUAUAGUUCAGUGGCUCUAUAUCUCAAUAUCAGGAAGUUUCUACUUUGUGAUUAAUGUGACAAUCCAAACAUGUCUUUUUAUUUGUGUGUCUAUUACAGU
Messenger RNA from Hemiscyllium ocellatum (epaulette shark), 4027 nucleotides. Its product is annotated as toll-like receptor 13. Gene Ontology annotation, biological process: immune response; toll-like receptor signaling pathway. Lineage: Eukaryota; Metazoa; Chordata; Chondrichthyes; Orectolobiformes; Hemiscylliidae. The transcript has a single exon. The record is from RefSeq and is a predicted model, not a curated record. Gene Ontology annotation, cellular component: membrane. Gene Ontology annotation, molecular function: protein binding; transmembrane signaling receptor activity. The coding region runs from base 1 to 2886 and encodes 961 amino acids.